AUUUAGUUGCACGCGUCCCAGCGCGACGACAUCAUUUCCGUCUUCACGACUUCCGACCUUGCACAGCGAAAACCGACCAAAUCUGACGACCCCUGCGGUGGAUUUGGGCUUGGAUCAGUCAAAAUGCCUCGGAAAAAGGCGGUACUCGACGUGCCGGAGCAGCUGGAGGAACCCAGGUCCUUGCGGAAACGCAGCCAUCAAGAGUUGGAAGCUAUCCCGGAGUCGGACCUCGAAACGACGCCUACGAAGCGACAACGAUCAGGUCGCUACUCACCCACGACCGACGAUACCGAGUCCGACAGCCAGGCCCCGAGCUCAGCUGUGGAUGUUGUUGAGGCGCCAAUAAUCGCCGUGAAAGACUCUCCUAUAAAGGAGGAUGAUACGCCAAAACCGAAGCGUCGAGGACGGCCGCCGAAAGUGAAACCCCCCGUGAAUGGCGGCGAUACUCCGACGCCCAAGGCAAGCCGCACCGCAAACUUCGCCACCCCGACCAAGAGAGCAAACGGCGUGAGUGGGCUCACGCCCAUGCGACAGGCUGCAGACCAGUCUGCGAAGAGGAAGAGCGCGAGGGCCUUCAUCCACCACGUGGUCGGCGACGAACUCACGGACGAGGAGGACAACGGCGAUUUCGCGAGACACAUUAUCGAUUCGAGCGACGAGGAAGAGGAGGAUCCCGAGGGCGACGGAGUAACCACAGCGGAGACGUCAGCGGUCGAUGAAGCAGCAACGCCAUCCAAGAAGACGCCUCGUCCCAAGGGGCGACCACGAAAGGUCCGGUCGCCAACACCACCUCGCGACCUCCCGCCUCACGAACAAUACUUUGCGCAUAACAAACCAGGCCGACCCAAGACGUCCGGAAAUACCCUGGCGUCAUUGGCCCUGCUCACCCACGACGAGUACUUCACCAUCGUGAAGGAGACCCAGGACCGCCAUGCCGCAGACAUCGAGUAUCUGGAGAGCCUGCACGCCGAGUCCUUCUCUCAGUGGACGUUUGAGGUCUCGCAGGGCUUCGGCGUGUGUCUUUACGGGUUCGGGUCGAAGCGCAAGUUGCUGCACAAGCUUGCGACGCAUCUGCACGCGCGAAGGAGGGCCGACAAGGGCGACAAGAUUGUCAUGGUCAAUGGAUAUGCCCACACCACAACCAUGCGCGAGAUCCUCAGCAAUGUCGGAAGCGCCAUAGACCCCACGCAGCGAAUCCCCCUCGCUCAGCCGCCGACAAUGGUGCAGUCCAUCAUCUCCCAGCUCGCCACCACCGACAUGACCCUCACGCUCGUCAUCAACUCCAUCGACGCUGCUCCGCUGCGCAAGCCCGGCUACCAUGCUGCCCUCGCCCAGCUCGCCGCCCACCCGCAAAUCCAGCUUGUCUGCUCCGCCGACACGCCCGACUUCUCGCUGCUGUGGGACAUUGGCGUGCGCUCCGCCUUCAACUUUGUCUUCCACGACUGUACUACCUUUGCCCCCUACGCCGUUGAGCUGGACGUCGUCGACGAGGUCAACGAGCUACUGGGCCGAAACGCCCACCGUGUCAACGGCCGGGAGGGUGUCGCCUUCGUCCUGCGCAGCUUGCCCGAGAACGCCAAGAACUUGUUCCGCUUGCUUGUCGCCGAGGUCCUCCUCGCCAUGGAGGAAGAAGGAGGCGUUGAGACUACGGGUGUUGAGUACCGCAUGGUCUAUAACAAGGCGGUCGAGGAGUUCAUUUGCAGUUCCGAAAUGGCGUUCCGCACGCUGCUAAAGGAAUUCCACGACCAUCAGAUCAUCACCAGCAUGAAGGAUGCUAUCGGAACUGAAUUGUUGAGUCUUCCGUUCAGGAGGGACGAGCUGGAAGCGAUAUUUGAAGACCUAGCGUCAUGAUACGAUGACAUAGCAUUGUGUAAACUAUAAAAUAGAACUGGAGUCUCGGAGGGGAGCAAACCUGGGAAUAAAUGUACAACACAAAAUUAACUUGAACAACGUCACUGAAGAAGAGGGCAACUCAGAUCUG
Ilyonectria robusta is the source of this 1981-nucleotide messenger RNA. RefSeq names its product origin recognition complex subunit 2-domain-containing protein. The record is from RefSeq and is a predicted model, not a curated record. Gene Ontology annotation, biological process: DNA replication. Gene Ontology annotation, molecular function: DNA replication origin binding. The transcript is spliced from 2 exons. Gene Ontology annotation, cellular component: nuclear origin of replication recognition complex; nucleus. NCBI's taxonomy places the organism in Eukaryota, Fungi, Ascomycota, Sordariomycetes, Hypocreales, Nectriaceae. The coding region runs from base 124 to 1851 and encodes 575 amino acids.